AUGUUGUUCCCCCCCGUCCAAGCUCUAAGGGUGAUGAUUUUGUUGGGUGUUGUUCCCACUGCCCCCGUUAAGGGUGAUAUGUUUUUGAUGUUGUUCCCCAGCCCCCAGUUAAGGAGUGUGAUUGUUGUUGAGUUGUUUAAAAAAAACCACAGCUCCUAAGAGUAUGAGUUGUUGAUGUGUUUCCCUCCGUCCCACAGCUCUAAGGGGUGAGUGUUUUUUGAUGUUGUUCCUCCUGUCCCAGUCUAAGAGUGAUGAUUUUGGGGUUUUUUUGAUGUUUUUUCCCCCCCGUCACAGCCCUAAGGAGUGAUGAUGUUUUUUUGAUGUUGUUCCCCCUGCCCCAAACUCUAAGGGUGAUGAUGUUUUUGAUGUUGUUCCCAGCCCACAGUCUAAGGGGGAUGAUGUUGUUUUAUGUUGUUCCCCCCCGUCCACGCUCUAAGGAGGAAUGAUGUUUGUUGAGUUUUUCCCUCCUGUCCACAGCUCAAGGGGUGAGAUGUUGUUGUGUUGUUCCCCCCCUCCACAGCUCGAGGAGUGAUGAUGUUUUCCCCAUGCCCACACUCUAAGGGUGAUGAUUUUUGUUGAUGUUUUUUCCCUCCGCCACAGCUUGAGGAGUGAUGAUUUUGUUAUGGUUUUUCCCCACCCCACAAAAUUAAAGGGGUGAUGAGUUGUUGAUGUUUUUCCCCCCGUCCCCCGCUCUAAGGAGGUAUGUUGUUUAAGUUGUUCCCCACUGCCCCCGUUGAGGAGUGAUGAUGUUGUUGAUGUUGUUCCUCCCGUCCACCCCGCUUAAAGGGGUGAGAUGUUUUUGAUGUUGGUUUCCCCUGUCCAAGCUCCCAAGGGGGGGUUUUUUUUUCUCGUCUAAGGGGGAGAAGGACAAGCUCCAGCAUCAGAGUGCUGAGGACGGGGAGUUUGGUGGUUGUUUUUUCUUUUCCAAUGUCUAUAGUGCUCUUGAUGCUUCAGUUAUUUUCUUACCCCUGUUACAGUCCCCCCUCUCUCAAAUGGGAAAAAGGGAAACCACCUCAUGAAAUAGUCUAAAAAUGCAACAAGUUAUUCUGCUGCUAAAGAACAUUAAGAUGUACAGACUAUUUCAGCGACUGUGGAUUUUCCUUUUCCAGUUUUAUCCUUUGAACCCGCACCCCAAAAAACCUUUUUUUACAAACUAUCAAGUGGGGCGUGCCAAUUCUUGACCCUCCUUGAACCCUGCACCAAAAUACCUUUGAUUACAAAUAUAAGUGGGGCUGCCAAUCUUGACCCCUUUAACCCUGCACCAAAAAACCCCCUUUUAUUACAACUAUCAAUGGGCUGCCAAUUCUGACCCUCCUUGAACCCUGCCCCAAAUACCUUUUAUUACAGACUAUCAAAUGGAGAUGCCCCAAUUUUUGGGACCUCCUUGAACCCUGCACCAAAAGACCUUUGAUUACAAACUAUCAAGUGGGCGUGCCAAUUCUUGACCUCCUUGAACCCUGCACCAAAAUACCUUUUAUUACAAACUAUCAAGUGGAGCGUGCCAUUUUGAAACCCCAAAAAAGUGUAAACAAAGGGGAGCGGCCAACACCCUGGGGAAACCCGCACCCCCCGGCACCAAACCACAAUGGAGGCCCGACCCCCGCACCAAAAAAUUUUAUCCCUCUCCUUUUUGCCCUCUAAUGACUAGCCUUAACAACGCCUGCCCCUGAUUAACUGCCCCUCCCUCUACCUCUCCCUUCACCCCCCCCUACUCCUCUUUCUCUACCUCCCCCCUUUCCUCUCUCCCUCUCCUCUCCCCUCCUUAUUUUCCCUUCCCUUUCUCUCUCCUCUUCUCCCUCUCUCUCCCUCCCCUCUCCUCUCCCUCCUUUCUUGUCCCUUACUCUUUCCUCUCCCUCUCCUCUUCUCUUUCCCCUCCCUUCUCCUCUUCCCUUUCUUCUGUCUCCCCUUCUCCUCUGUCUCCCUCUCCUUACUCCUCGUCUUCGCCCCGGCCCUCUCCUUUCUCCCUCUGUCUCGUCCUAGCUCCUCCCCUUGUCUCCCCCCCUUCUCUCCCUCCCUCCUUUAUCCUGCCCUUUACCUUCUCCUCUGCCUACCCUUCUUAUCUCUUCAUCCUCCCCUCUCCUCUCCUCUGUCUCCCUCUCCUCCCUCCUCUGCCUCCCUUCCUCGGGUCUCCACUCGUCCCUCUCCCUUUCCUCCUGUCUCCUCUCCCUCUCCUCUCCUCUGUCUCCCUCUCCUCUCGUCUCCCUCUCCUCUGUCCUCUCCUUCUCCUCCCUUCCCCUUGUCCCCCCUCUCUCUUCUCCCUCUCCUCUGCUCCCUCUCUCUGUCCCCUCUCCUUUUCCUCUCGUCUCCCUCUCCUCUGUCUCCCUCUCCUCUGACUCCCUCUCCUCUGUCUCCCUCUCCUCUGUCUCCCUCUCCUCUGUCUCCCUCUCCUCGCUCCCUCUCCCUUUCUGUCUCCCUCUCCCCCCCGUCUCCCCAGGAUGCCCUUUUGAGGACUUAAAGAAGACUACACAAAGAUUGAGAUCUGCAAACCCUGCCCCCUGAUGCCCUGGAGGAUGAUAAGAUCCACAAGUGGACGGUGUCUGUGGAACGAGGUCGCGGGUCAGAGGCUGCUCCGCCGGGGGCUGUUAGGAAAACUACCCAGGUAGGAGAUGACCCCUGACCUCUAACCCUAUACUGUAGGUUGAUAGAGCUUGCCUGAUGCAAUGGAACAAAUGGGGUAGUCCUACAAUUGACCCUUUGCUAAGCCCCGCCCCAGAAUUUUAGCCAAACAAUCUCACCGCUCCAAUGGAUAGCAACUGUCGUCGAGUCCGACACCUCGGACAAGCUCACGUUUUGAGUUUUUUUCUUUCAAAAAAGUAGGGGGGGGGGGGGGGGGGGCAGCCAUUAGCGAAGGGUCAAUUGCACUGCAAAUCUCCCCCACCUGGCACUCUGGCCAGGCUCAAUCAAAUGUUCCCAAAGUAUUUGAAAGAAAAAGUAGACAAUGUCCAUUGAGUGAUGUGGCGUGUUUGGUUCUACCUCUAUUUAUGUUAGUCUAUCCACAAGGAUUAGGUUCUGCAGAUUAAGUUCUGCAGGUUCUGGACCGAGGCUACACACAGUGAUGUGUCGUGUUUGGUUCUGAACCCCCUACCUGCAGAUACAUUCUGGACCAACCCUCAGUACCGCUUGCGUCUCCUGGAGGAGGACGAUGACCCAGAGGACAACGAGGUGGCGUGUUCCUUCGUGAUCGCUCUGAUGCAGAAGAACAGACGGAAGGAGAGGAAGAUGGGAGCCAAUCUCUUUACCAUCGGAUUUGCCAUCUACGAGGUGUCCCCCUGUCAGCCGUCACACACAAAAAAAAAAAAAAAGAUCUUAAACGACUUGUAUUAUUCUUUAAAGGGGGUAGUUGUUAGUUGAAAAAGUCUAAAAUAAUGUCUGUACCAGUUGCAGAUGACCCCUUAGCCACAAUAUGUUGGCGACACACGUUGUAUACAUGCUGCAUUCUGUUGGAAACACAGUUUUGUUUUUAGCUGUGUUUGCUGAUCUUGUUUCUGGUGCAAAUCAAUUCUGUUGUUUCAAUUCAAAUCAAAUCAAUUCAGAUCUGUUUCUGGUGCAAACACAACUCAUUCUUCUCUCUGUCUGUCUGCAGGUGCCAAAGGAGGUAAGGACAGGAGAUGUGGAAUGGGUUUAGUUUUUCACAUUGUGGGUUUUUUACUAUGAAAGUUUCUAUGAUUAAUAGUAUGACAACAAUGACUAAUUCAAUACUUUUCAUUCCCAAUCUUUCUCCUCCUCCGUCUGCGUGUUUCUGUGACCAGAUGCACGGCAACAAGCAGCACAUGCAGAAGGACUUCUUCCUGUUCAACUCGUCCAAGGCUCGCUGCAAGUCCUACAUCAACCUGAGGGAGGUGACCCAGCGCUUCCGUCUGAGCCCCGGGGAGUACGUCAUCAUCCCUUCCACCUACGAGCCUCACCAGGAGGGAGAGUUCAUCCUCAGAGUCUUCUCCGAAAAGAGGAACACCUCCGAGUGAGUGAGAGAGCAGGAUGGUGGUGGAGCGCAGAGGGAAUAUGGGAAUAUGUCGAGUCCCCCUGGGAAAAGCAAUGCAAGGCCACAGUGGAGUGUCAAAGAGGUUUAUUAACAGUCUGGGGUUCAAACAAAACGCAGAUAAAUGGCCUGUGCACUGCAAUAUACUUUUUAAAGCAAUUUUACCAGGCGUUUUUGCUGUGAUCACGUUGUUGUCACUGUAAACACAGUGGAUGCCGUUGUUUUAAAGAGUAUAUCACCUUUAAAAAGUCAAAUCGCAGUGCACAGGCCGCUUAUCUGCAUUUGUUUGAAUCCCGGGCUACGUUUCACACUUCCUUGGUCACUGGUUAACUAUAUAUAGAUUUGCAAAUACUGAUGAAUAUAUUCCAUUAUAGUAACUUAAUUACAAUCUUAGUAAUAGUAUGGGGUUGGCAGCUUCUCAGGUGUUUUACAUGACAUGACCCAAUGUCUAUGAUGGGUUAAGCAGUGUGGGUGAGUGGGUGUGUGUUGAGUUGUUGUUAGGUUGUGUUGUUGUCAGGUUAGAGUGUCCCCUUCGGGGAGGGGGUGCUGGUUGGGGUUAUGGGGGGGGGGGGGGGUCAGACCACCCAGGACAAACUAUUUUAACGGCAAUUUGAUUUGUAGAGCUGGAAGGAAUCGGCCCCAGUUCGAAGCUGUUAUGGAGUCUUUUUUAGGACAAGCGACUUCAGAUUUGGGCAUGCUCCGGUAAACAUUUUAUUUCAGUAUUAAAAUAAACCUCCUGAUCUGCCUUCAAACAUCCCGAAACAACCUCCACCCUAGAAAACAAGAGCUCCUAGCUCUGGUGGAAGAGAAAAAGCUGAAAUCUGAAGAAGCUGUAAAGACAUGUGACCGACUUGAUUAUGGGCGGGUUUCCCGGACAAAGAUUAUGUCUAGUCCUGGGCUAAGAAGCAAAAAUCAAUAGAGAAUCCCGUUUGAAAAUGUUUUUUUUGAAUCCGGGAUUAGGCUUAAUCUGUGUUCAGAAAACCAGCCCUAUGAGUUUUAAGAUAACAAAGUCUGUCUUUUAUUUAAUCUCAGUGGGAGUCACUGUUUUCGUCCAUUUGUUUUUAAGGAAACGUCAGGGUGUACAGUAGGUGAUAUAAUCAGGUUUUCUAGGUAUUGUCUGCCGUAUCUAGCCUGUGGUGAGAAGCCUGUUGGAGACGUAUCGGCCAGACAGACCUGGUCUGGGCCUAAUGCUCCUCCAGAGCAGAUAUGACCUGAGCAUUUUCUAACCUACAGUAUUUGCCAUAUCUUCAAUCUAAGCCAACUAGAAAGUGUGUGUCCUCAGGCCUGGAGGGAAGCAAAAGUAAUUCCGUUACCUAAGAAUAGUAAAGCCCCCUUUACUGGCUCAAACAGCCGACCAAUCAGCCUGUUACCAACCCUUAGUAAACUAUUGGAAAGAAUUGUGUUUGACCAGAUACAAUGCUAUUUUACAGUAAACAAAUUGACGACAGACUUUCAGCACGCUUAUAGGGAAGGACAUUCAACAAGCACAGCACUUACACAAAUGACUGAUGAUUGGCUGAGAGAAAUUGAUGAUAAAAAGAUUGUGGGGGCUGUUUUGUUAGACUUCAGUGCGGCUUUUGACAUUAUCAAUCGUGGUCUGCUGCUGGAAAAACGUAUGACGUGGAUGUGGAUUAAAGCAGCCCCCAACACCGCUCUGAUUCAGAGGGGUUGGGUUAAAUGCGGAAGACACAUUUAAGUUGAAUGCAUUCAGUUGUACAACUGACUAGGUAUCCCCCUUUCCCUUACACCCCCUGCCAUAUUGUGGAUAAAGAGUUACCUGUCUAACAGAACACAGAGAGUGUUCUUUAAUGGAAGCCUCUCCAACAUAAUCCAGGUAGAAUCAGGAAUUCCCCAGGGCAGCUGUCUAGGCCCAUUGCUUUUUUCAAUCUUUACUAACGACAUGCCACUGGCUUUGAGUAAAGCCUGUGUGUCUAUGUAUGCGGAUGACUCAACACUAUACACGUCAGCCACCACAGCGACUGAAAUGACUGCAACACUUAACAAAGAGCUGCAGUUAGUUUCACAAUGGGUGGCAAGGAAUAAGUUAGUCCUAAAUAUUUCAAAAACUAAAAGUAUUGUAUUUGGGUCAAAUCAUUCACUAAACCCUAAACCUCAACUAAAUAUUUUAAUGAAUAAUGUGGAAAUUGUUCAAGUUGAGGUGACUAAACUGCUUGGAAGUAACCCUGGAUUGUAAACUGUCAUGGUCAAAACAUAUUGAUACAACAGUAGCUAAGAUGGGGAGAAGUCUGUCCAUAAUAAAGCGCUGCUCUGCUUUCUUAACAGCACUAUCAACAAGGCAGGUCCUACAGGCCCUAGUUUUGUCCCACCUGGACGACUGUUCAGUCGUGUGGUCAGGUGACACAAAGAGGGACUCAGAACAGGGCAGCACGGCCGGCCCUUGGAUGUACACAGAGAGCUAACAUUAAUAAUAUGCAUGUCAAUCUCUCCUGGCUCAAAGUGGAGGAGAGAUUGACUUCAUCACUACUUGUAUUUGUGAGAGGUAUUGACAUGUUGAAAGCACCGAGAUGUCUGUUUAAACGACUAGCACACAGCUCAGACACCCAUGCAUACCCCACAAGACUCUUCACAGUCCCCAAGUCCAGAACAGACUAUGGGAGGUGCACAAUACUACAUAGAGCCAUGACUACAUGGAACUCUAUUCCACAUCAGGUAACUGAUGCAAUCAGUAGAAUCAGAUUUAUUUAAAAACAGAUUAAAAUACACCUUAUGGAACAGCGGGGACUGUGAAGAGACACACACAUAGACACAGACACAUGCAUACACACACACGAUAACAUACACUCUAUACACACGUACACAUGGAUGUUGUGUUGUAUAUGUGUGGUAGUGGAGUAGGGGCCUGAGGUCACACACUUAGUGUGUUGUGAAUUCUGUUAUGAAUGUAUUGUAAUGUUUUUGAAAUUGUAUAACUGCCUUAAUUUUGCCGGACCCCAGGAAGAGUAGCUGCUGCCUUGGCAGGAACUAAUAGGGAUCCAUAAUAAAUACAAAUACAAAUGUACAGUACUGAAACUAAGAGGCCAGAGAGAAGGGGAAACUGCCCACAAGGGUACCCAGUCAAUAACCCCUAAAUUAGACGUUUGGCAAGAAAGAAAACAAGUUGUGAAGAAGAGGAAGAAUAUUCAAACAUCUCUUUAUGAAAUUAAUAACAGCUGAUAAAUUAACAUAUUUUCUUCCAGCUCGAGUGUGGUACAGGAAUAACUGUCAUUCAACUCAAUACUAAGGGACCAUAAGCCUUUAGAAUUGUGUCAGUUUUAAGAAAAAUUUGCAGUAUAAUUCCAUAUGAUUGAUGUUGCAAAAUUACAGUUCGUAACAGUAUUCAGAGAUAUACUGUAUAGACAUUUAGGAAUAGCUGGAGAUUGGAAAUGUGAUGAAAAAAUGUGUAAUUAGGAUGUUGCAGUGUUUGGUUCUUUGUAAGAAAAUGUGUAGGCUUAUAGUCCAGAUGAUGUCAACUCUGUGUAGGUUUAUAGUCCAGAUGAUGUCAACUCUGUGUAGGUUUAUAGUCCAGAUGAUGUAAACUCUGUGUAGGCUGAUGGUUCCAGAUGACGUCAACUCUGUGUAGGCUGAUGGUUCCAGAUGACGUCAACUCUGUGUAGGCUGAUGGUCCAGAUGAUGUCAACUCUGUGUAGGCUGAUGGUCCAGAUGAUGUCAACUCUGUGUAGGCUGAUGGUCCAGAUGACGUCAACUCUGUGUAGGCUGAUGGUUCCAGAUGACGUCAACUCUGUGUAGGCUGAUGGUUCCAGAUGACGUCAACUCUGUGUAGGCUGAUGGUCCAGAUGAUGUCAACUCUGUGUAGGCUGAUGGUCCAGAUGAUGUCAACUCUGUGUAGGCUGAUGGUCCAGAUGAUGUCAACUCUGUGUAGGCUGAUGGUCCAGAUGAUGUCAACUCUGUGUAGGCUGAUGGUCCAGAUUAUGUCAACUCUGUGUAGGCUGAUGGUCCAGAUGACGUCAACUCUGUGUAGGCUGAUGGUCCAGAUGAUGUCAACUCUGUGUAGGCUGAUGGUCCAGAUGAUGUCAACUCUGUGUAGGCUGAUGGUCCAGAUGACGUCAACUCUGUGUAGGCUGAUGGUUCCAGAUGACGUCAACUCUGUGUAGGCUGAUGGUUCCAGAUGACGUCAACUCUGUGUAGGCUGAUGGUUCCAGAUGACGUCAACUCUGUGUAGGCUGAUGGUCCAGAUGAUGUCAACUCUGUGUAGACUGAUGGUCCAGAUGAUGUCAACUCUGUAUAGGCUGAUGGUCCAGAUGAUGUCAACUCUGUGUAGGCUGAUGGUCCGGAUGAUGUCAACUCUGCUAGUGUCACCGUGGUGACUGCUGUCUGUUGGUUUCUACUCAGGGAGAUAGAGAACAGGAUCGAGGCUGAUCAUCCAGUGGUGAGUUAGUUCAACUUCCUGUCUCUGUCUGUCUGUCUGUCAACAUCGUGUAUCUAUCUGUCUUCCCCGUCCACAGCCCAACUUCCUGUCUCUGUCCUUCAUUCUGUCAACAUCAUGCAUCUAUCUGUCUCCCCGUCCACAGCCCAACUUCCUGUCUCUGUCAGCAUCAUGUAUCUAUCUGUCUCCCCCGUCCACAGCCCAACUUCCUGUCUCUGUCAGCAUCAUGUAUCUAUCUGUCUCCCCGUCCACAGCCCAACUUCCUGUCUCUGUCAGCAUCAUGUAUCUAUCUGUCUCCCCGUCCACAGCCCAACUUCCUGUGUCUGUCAGCAUCAUGUAUCUAUCUGUAUCCCCCGUCCACAGCCCAACUUCCUGUCUCUGUCAGCAUCAUGUAUCUAUCUGUCUCCCCGUCCACAGCCCAACUUCCUGUCCCUGUCAGCAUCAUGUAUCUAUCUGUCUCCCCGUCCACAGCCCAACUUCCUGUGUCUGUCAGCAUCAUGUAUCUAUCUGUCUCCCCGUCCACAGCCCAACUUCCUGUCUCUGUCAGCAUCAUGUAUCUAUCUGUCUCCCCUUCCACAGCCCAACUUCCUGUCUCUGUCAGCAUCAUGUAUCUAUCUGUCUCCCCGUCCACAGCCCAACUUCCUGUGUCUGUCAGCAUCAUGUAUCUAUCUGUCUCCCCGUCCACAGCCCAACUUCCUGUGUCUGUCAGCAUCAUGUAUCUAUCUGUCUCCCCGUCCACAGCCCAACUUCCUGUCUCUGUCAGCAUCAUGUAUCUAUCUGUCUCCCCUUCCACAGCCCAACUUCCUGUCUCUGUCAGCAUCAUGUAUCUAUCUGUCUCCCCGUCCACAGCCCAACUUCCUGUGUCUGUCAGCAUCAUGUAUCUAUCUGUCUCCCCGUCCACAGCCCAACUUCCUGUGUCUGUCAGCAUCAUGUAUCUAUCUGUAUCCCCCGUCCACAGCCCAACUUCCUGUCUCUGUCAGCCAUCAUGUACAGUGAGGGAAAAAAGUAUUUGAUCCCCUGCUGAUUUUGUACGUUUGCCCACUGACAAAGACAUGAUCAGUCUAUAAUUUUAAUGGUAGGUUUAUUUGAACAGUGAGACAGAAUAACAACAACAAAAAUCCAUAAAAAUGCAUGUCAAAAAUGUUAUAAAUUGAUUUGCAUUUUAAUGAGAGAAAUAAGUAUUUGACCCCUCUGCAAAACAUGACUUAGUACUUGGUGGCAAAACCCUUGUUGGCAAUCACAGAGGUCAGACGUUUCUUGUAGUUGGCCAACAGGUGUGCACACAUCUCAAGAGGGAUUUUGUCCCACACCUAUUUGCAGAUCUUCUCCAAGUCAUUUUCUCCAAGGUUUCGAGCCUGACGUUUGGCAACUCGAACCUUCAGCUCCCUCCACAGAUUUUCUAUGGGAUUAAGGUCUGGAGACUGGCUAGGCCACUCCAGGACCUUAAUGUGCUUCUUCUUGAGCCACUCCUUUGUUGCCUUGGCCAUGUGUUUUGGGUCAUUGUCAUGCUGGAAUACCCAUCCACGACCCAUUUUCAAUGCCCUGGCUGAGGGAAAUCACCCAAAAUUUGACGGUACAUGGCUCCGUCCAUCGUCCCUUUGAUGCGGUGAAGUUGUCCUGUCCCCUUAGCAGAAAAACACCCCCAAAGCAUAAUGUUUCCACCUCCAUGUUUGACGGUGGGGAUGGUGUUCUUGGGGUCAUAGGCAGCAUUCCUCCUCCUCCAAACACGGCGAGUUGAGUUGAUGCCAAAGAGCUCGAUUUUGGUCUCAUCUGACCACAACACUUUCACCCAGUUCUCCUCUGAAUCAUUCAGAUGUUCAUUGGCAAACUUCCGACGGGCCUGUAUAUGUGCUUUCUUGAGCAGGGGGACCUUGCGGGCGCUGCAGGAUUUCAGUCCUUCACGGCAUAGUAUUUUACCAAUUGUUUUCUUGGUGACUAUGGUCCCAGCUGCCUUGAGAUCAUUGACAAGAUCCUCCCGUUUAGUUCUGGGCUGAUUCCUCACCGUUCUCAUGAUCAAUGCAACUCCACGAGGUGAGAUCUUGCAUGGAGCCCCAGGCCGAGGGAGAUUGACAGUUAUUUUGUGUUUCUUCCAUUUGCGAAUAAUCGCACCAACUGUUGUCACCUUCUCACCAAGCUACUUGGCGAUGGUCUUGUAGCCCAUUCCAGCCAUGUGUAGGUCUACAAUCUUGUCCCUGACAUCCUUGGAGAGCUCUUUGGUUUUGGCCAUGGUGGAGAGUUUGGAAUCUGAUUGAUUGAUUGCUUCUGUGGACAGGUGUCUUUUAUACAGGUAACAAACUGAGAUUAGGAGCACUCCCUUUAAGAGUGUGCUCCUAAUCACAGCUCGUUACCUGUAUAAAAGACACCUGGGAGCCAGAAAUCUUUCUGAUUGAGAGGGGGUCAUAUACUUAUUUCCCUCAUUAAAAUGCAAAUCAAUUUAUAACAUUUUUGACAUGCGUUUGUAUGGAUUUUGUUGUUGUUAUUCUGUCUCUCACUGUUCAAAUAAACCUACCAUUAGAAUUAUAGACUGAUAAUUUAUUCGUCAGUGGGCAAACGUACAAAAUCAGCAGGGGAUCAAAUACUUUUUUCCCUCACUGUAUCAGGAUCCAGACCUCUUCCCUUUUUUUCUUGUUCUACAUGUUGCUACGUUACAGACUUAUUCUAAAAUUGAUUAAAUAAAAUCAAUCAACACACAGCACCCCAUAAUGACGAAGUGAAAACUGGUUUUCAGACCUUAUUUACAUAAGUAUUCAGACCCUUUGCUAUGAGACUCGAAAUUGAUCAUCCUUGAGAUGUUUCUACAACUUGAUUGGAGUCCAACUGUGGUAAAUUCAAUUGAUUGGACAUGAUUUGGAAAACCACACACCUGUCUAUAUAAGGUCCCACAGUUGACAGUGUAUGUCAGAGCAAAAACCAAGCCAUGAGGUCAAAGGAAUUGUCCGUAGAGCUCAGAGACAGGAUUGUGUCGAGGCACAGAUCUGGGGAAGGGUACCAAAAUAUUCUGCAGCAUUGAAGUUCCCCAUGAACACAGUGGCCUCCAUCAUUCUUAAAUGGAAGAAGUUAGAAACCACCAGGACUCUUCCUAGAGCUGGCCGCCCGGCCAAACUGAAUAAUUGGGGGAGAAGGGCCUUGGUCAGGGAGGUGACCAAGAACCCAAUGGUCUCUCUGACAGAGCUCUAGAGUUCCUCUGCUGAAAUGGCAGAACCUUCCAGAAGGACAACCAUCUCUGCAGCACUCCACCAAUCAGGCCUUUAUGGUAGAGUGGCCAGACUCCUCAGUAAAAGGCCACUCCUCAGCCACUCCUCAGUAAAAGGCACAUGACAGCCCGCUUGGAGUUUGCCAAAAGGCACCUAAAGGACUCUCAGACCAUGAGAAACAAGAUUCUCUGGUCUGAAUGCCAAGCGUCACAUCUGGACGAAACCUGGCACCAUCCCUACGGUGAAGCAUGGUGGUGGCAGCAUCAUGCUGUGGGGAUGUUUUUCAGCGGCAGAGACUGGGAGACUAGUCAGGAUCGAGGGAAAGAUGAACUGAGCAAAGUACAGAGAGAUCCUUGAUGAAAACCUGCUCCAGAGCGCUCAGGACCUUAGACUGGAGCGAAGGUUCACCUUCCAACAGGACAAUGACCCUAAGCACACAGCCAAGACAACACAGGAGUGGCUUCGGGACAAGUCUCUGAAUGUCCUUGAGUGGCCCAGCCAGAGCCCGGACUUGAACCCGAUCGAACAUCUCUGGAGAGACCUGAAAAUAGCUGUGCAGCGACGUUCCCCAUCCAACCUGACAGAGCUUGAGAGGAUCUGCAGAGAACAAUGGGAGAAACUCCCCAAAUACAGGUGUGCCAAGCUUGUAGCGUCAUACCCAAGAAGACUCGAGACUGUAAUCGCUGCCAAAGGAUGCUUCAACAAAGUACUGAGUAAAGGGUUUGAAUACUUAUGUAAAUGUCAUAUUUAAGUUUUUAUUUUUUAUAAAUUAGCAAAACAUUUCUAAAAACCUGUUUUUGCUUUGUCAUUAUGGGGUAUUGUGUGUAGAUUGAUGAGGGGGAAAAAACAAUUUAAUCCAUUUUAGAAUAAGGCUGUAAUGUAACAAAAUGUGGAAAAAGUCAAGGGGUCUGAAUACUUUCCGAAUGCACUGUAUCUGUCUCACAGUCCCCAGCCCAACUUCCUGUCUCUGUCAGUCAGUCUGUCAGCAUCAUGUGUCUAUCUGUCUCACAGUCCCCAGCCCAACUUCCUGUCUCUGUCAGUCAGUCUGUCAGCAUCAUGUGUCUAUCUGUCUCACAGUCCCCAGCCCAACUUCCUGUCUCUGUCAGUCAGUCUGUCAGCAUCAUGUGUCUAUCUGUCUCACAGUCCCCAGCCCAACUUCCUGUCUCUGCCAGUCUUCUCCAGUCUCUAUUUGCUCACCAUCUGA
Coregonus sp. 'balchen' is the source of this 12758-nucleotide messenger RNA. The record is from the annotation of a GenBank genome assembly. Lineage: Eukaryota; Metazoa; Chordata; Actinopteri; Salmoniformes; Salmonidae.